CCCGUCCACAUGCCAGGUUGCCAGACAAGAGAAACACCGAGUGGAUGUCUCGCAAAUUUAAAUCCAGGGGAACUUUAUAUCAGGUAAAGAAACACAAUGGAGCUGAAACCUUUAUUGAAGAAGCUGGGCACAACACUCCGUACCAUCCUCAUUUUCCUCUUUGCUCUGUUGGUCCUGGCUGUGAUGGUUUGGGCCUAUGUUGAGGGUUUCCAACUAGUGACCUCCAUGUAUGGAAUCAUCUCUUUUGGCUUUUACGGACUACUCCUGUCUCUCCACGUAUUGGUCCAGAGCUUCUUUGCCUUCAUAGAACACCGGAGAAUGAAAGCCCGCACAGACCCGUGCACCUUUACCAAAACCAUCGGCUUCACUAUAUCAGCUUACCAGGAGGACCCUGCCUAUCUCAGAGAGUGCCUUAACUCCAUCAGGGCUCUCAAGUAUCCUCCUGAGCUGCUGCGCAUCAUCAUGGUGGUAGAUGGGAACUCAGACAAUGACCGAUACAUGAUGGAGAUGUUCAGAGAGGUGUUUAUAGACCAGGAUCCUGGCUGUUAUGUGUGGAGGAACAACUACCAUACAUGGGACCCCACCCAGGCCCAGCAGGAUGUGGAAAUGGCCACAGUAAUGGGCCCAGGCGGGGAUGCUGAUUAUGUUGUUGGAGAGGAUCCACAGCGAAAAGAGGUAGAGCGCUUGAUCCAGAGCAAGAGGUGUGUGUGUAUCAUGCAGAAAUGGGGCGGCAAGCGGGAGGUGAUGUACACAGCGUUUAAGGCACUUGGAUCAUCAGUUGACUAUAUACAGGUGUGUGACUCAGACACUAAGCUGGACCCUCUGGCCACAGUGGAGCUGUGUAAGGUGCUUGAGAGCAACCCCAAGUAUGGUGCUGUGGGAGGAGAUGUGAUGAUCCUCAACCUGAAAGACUCAUACAUCAGCUUCAUGAGCAGUCUGAGGUACUGGAUGGCUUUCAAUAUCGAAAGGUCCUGCCAGUCCUUCUUCAACUGUGUGUCCUGCAUCAGUGGGCCUCUGGGUCUGUACAGGAACGAUCUCCUCCAGCAGUUUCUGGAGUCUUGGUACAAUCAGAAGUUUCUGGGAACUCACUGCACAUUUGGUGACGACAGACAUCUCACCAACCGAAUGCUGAGCAUGGGCUACGCCACAAAAUACACAGCCCGCUCCAAAUGCUACACAGAGACACCUGCUCAGUUUCUGCGCUGGCUCAGCCAGCAGACUCGCUGGACAAAAUCUUACUUCCGUGAGUGGCUUUACAAUGCAAUGUGGUGGCACAAGCACCACCUCUGGAUGACCUAUGAGUCCAUUGUCUCAGGCAUAUUCCCCUUCUUUGUCACCGCCACCAUCAUCCAGCUGUUUUGGACCGGCACGCUGUGGGACAUUCUCUGGGUCCUGUGCUGCAUCCAGCUGAUUGGGCUAGUGAAAGCGUCUUACGCCUGCAUCCUGCGCAGAGACAUUGUGAUGGUGUUUAUGUCCCUCUACUCAGCUCUGUACAUGACCAGCCUGCUGCCUGCUAAGUAUUUUGCCAUUAUCACCAUGAACAAAAGCAGCUGGGGGACAUCAGGCAGGCGAAAGAUUGUAGGGAACUACAUGCCCCUUCUCCCUCUGUCAGUGUGGGCUGCCAUUUUAUUAAGUGGGCUCGGAUACACGAUCUACAGGGAGAGUCAACUGGACUGGUCAAAUCCAGCCAACAAUGGAAACUAAGUUUCUUAUCUUUGGCUGCGUGGCCUACAUAUGCUACUGGCUGCUUAUGGUGUUCCUCUACUGGGUGUGGUUCCGCAAGUUAUGUAG
Messenger RNA from Seriola dumerili (greater amberjack), 1791 nucleotides. It is a transcript of the gene has1, whose product is annotated as hyaluronan synthase 1-like. The record is from RefSeq and is a predicted model, not a curated record. NCBI's taxonomy places the organism in Eukaryota, Metazoa, Chordata, Actinopteri, Carangiformes, Carangidae. Gene Ontology annotation, molecular function: hyaluronan synthase activity. Gene Ontology annotation, biological process: extracellular matrix assembly; hyaluronan biosynthetic process.